Molecule: messenger RNA, 1158 nt
Organism: Botrytis sinoallii
Lineage: Eukaryota; Fungi; Ascomycota; Leotiomycetes; Helotiales; Sclerotiniaceae
Exons: 2
Coding region: 1-1158 (385 amino acids)
Biological process (GO): protein N-linked glycosylation; dolichol-linked oligosaccharide biosynthetic process
Cellular component (GO): membrane
Molecular function (GO): UDP-N-acetylglucosamine-dolichyl-phosphate N-acetylglucosaminephosphotransferase activity
Source: RefSeq, a predicted model, not a curated record
AUGAAAAGCACAUCUCCCACGCGCACGCGCUCCUCGCUCUCCCUCCCCGAAUCCCUCUUCCACCUCUCCCUCACCAUCCUCUGUCUCUCCCUCCUCCUCAAAACCCUCUCGCGCGAAAAUGGCGAACCCCUCAUCGCAUCGCUCGCCUUCAGCGGCCUGGCUUUCUCCGCUACCUACAGCAUGAUUCGUUGGCUGGGCCCAACGUUUAUGAAAGCAGGACUCAAGGGAAAAGACAUGUCGAAGCGCGAUAAGAAGGAGAUUCCGGAGACGAUGGGCGCGGUCUGCGCGGUGGUUUAUUUGUUGAUCAUUAUUGUGUUUAUCCCGUUUCCGUUCUAUAAGGAUAUUGUGGCGGCGACGAGUGGUGGUGGGAAUCGGGAUGUGGUUAGGGAAGGGGGACUGGAGGGGUUCGGGAUGGAUGUGGAGAAUGGGAGGUUCUUGCAUAGGUUCCCGCAUAGUAAGCUAGCGUCCUACCUCUCCGCGGUCCUCUCCCUUCAAUCCGUCGUUAUCAUCGGAAUCGGCGACGACCUCUUCGAUAUCCGAUGGCGCCACAAAUUUUUCAUCCCCGCCAUUGCCUCCAUCCCCAUCCUAAUCGUCUACUUUGUCGAUUUUGGCGUCACCCAAAUCGUCAUCCCCAUCCCCCUACAACCCUAUCUCGGCGAGCUCUUCCAACUCGGUCCUCUCUACUACAUCUACAUGGCUUCCAUUGCCAUUUUCUGCCCCAACAGCAUCAACAUUCUCGCUGGCAUCAACGGCAUCGAAGUUUCCCAAUCCCUCAUCAUCGCCUUCCUCCUCGUCCUAAACGACACCCUGUAUCUCCUAACCCCCUACCCCCACCCCGCAACCGACCUCCCACCUCUUCUCCCUCUACAUGCUCCUCCCCUUCAUCGGCGUCUCCCUCGCCCUGCUCUCCCACAACUGGUACCCCUCUUCCGUCUUCGUCGGCGACACCUACUGCUAUUUCGCCGGCAUGGUCUUCGCCAUCUGCGGCAUCCUCGGCCACUUCUCCAAAACCCUAUCCUGCCUGCUCAUCCCCCAAACCUUCAAUUUCCUCUACAGCGUCCCCCAACUCUUCCACCUCAUCCCCUGUCCCCGCCACCGUCUCCCCUACUACAACACCAAAACAAAUCUCCUCGAACCCUCCAUCACCCCAUGGCCUAA